Molecule: messenger RNA, 1229 nt
Organism: Drosophila navojoa
Lineage: Eukaryota; Metazoa; Arthropoda; Insecta; Diptera; Drosophilidae
Product: forkhead box protein O-like
Source: RefSeq, a predicted model, not a curated record
GUGUGAGUCACUGCUGGUGCUUAUCUACAUCGCUUAUUGCUCAUUGCUCAUUGUUUGCUAUUGUCGCUGACCACACGGCGUAUGUGGAAUGCUUUUGAAAAGCUCAUUGCGCAUACGCCGCGUGCGCAAGCCGAGUUGAAUGGUUUUCAAAAGCUGCUGCUGCUGCUGCUGCUGCGGCUGCUGCUCUCGCAUUAAAAGCUCAGCUGAAAAGCUGCAAACGGAAAUCAAAAUCCCAAAAACAACAAACAAAAAUAACUUUCUACGCUAAUUUGCCUUCGAAAAAAGUUGUUACAACAGUGUGCGGAGAAAUUGUUGUUGCCGCAGUUGGUGUGAGUUAAAAAGCGUUGCUAUCAUUAUAAGCAACAGCAGCAACAACAGCAACAUCGCUGGCCAACAAUCAACGGCCGAAAGUCAUCUUCAAAACAGCCAAGAGAGCAGCAACAUGAUUUGAGCUGCGUUCACUGAGAUUGCAACUGCGACUGUUGGCAGUUGAAUUUUAUUGCCACACCAGCAUCAGCAUCAACAUCAGCCAGCCAGUCAGUCGGUCCGUCAGCCAGUGCUACAGCUAUAGCCAGAGCCAAAGCAAAAGCAAAAGCAACAGCAACACCAACAACGGGGCACUCACAAAAGCCAGUCAGGCAGCCCCGUCAAGCGUUCGUUGCUUUUUUACGCUUCGCCAGCAACUCGUUUCAGCUGGCGACGACGACGAUGACGAUGACGGCGACGGCGGCGAUGGCGGAGACGGCAACUGGCUCCAAAUUGACGGCUGAGGCUGACUCGAAAGCUCGCACGCAGCGGUGCAGUUGUUACUGCUGCUGCUGCUGCUGCUGUUGCUGCUGCAACGACAACAGCCAGCACAGCAACAGCAACAGCAACAACAUCGUCGUUGUCGCCGUCCGUCGCUACCUUCAAAUUCCACAAUAUUCAAGUUUCAGGUUAUGAGCCAACCAGGCGGCCGAACAAACGUACCAAAUGAACGACCCAACGACCGUCCAACCAACCAACCUGAGAGCCAGUCAUCGUCAGCAACAACAACAGCAGCAGCAACAACAGCAACAGCAACAGCAACAUUGGAGCAACAUAAUAAAAACCAGCUCCAACUUUUCGAGACCGAGACCCGAGUUCAACUUGGAACUGGCGACGGCUACAGCGAAUGGCGGCUGCUCAUCAUAAUAAAAAUGAAUUGAAUUGAAGACGGGCUAUGCUAGCGGAGAUGCUCUCCAUGGUGG